CACUGAAACUCGUCACAUUCUCAUCUCGUCAUGAUGUAUUUCUCUUUUGUGAUAGGCAUUCUGCUCAGCGGUUAUGCCAUGGCAUCGAGGCUCUAUGCAGCGUCGUAUGCGGGCACAGUGACAGAGUUGCGUCUAUCCAAACCUGGCUUACACUAUCACCUUGCGGCUGUUUCCCACACCAACGAAUGUGGUACCAGCCCGUCAUGGCUCAUGGUCGACAGAGCGAAUGGCAUUCUGUACUGCCUGGAUGAAGCUGUUGACUUUGCCAACGCUACCCUAAGCUCACUCAAGAUGAACUCAAAUGGGUCGUUGGCAACGGUUCAGCAGCUCCAGACCGUUGCUGGUCCUGUUUCUUCAACGUUCUAUACACCAGCUCAUGCACCAGAUCGCCAAUUUCUUGCUCUUGCUCACUACUCUGGAUCCGCCAUCACGACCUACUCUGUUGAUCCCAUCGAAGGGACCUUCAACCGCUCUCAGACAUUGACAUUCACAAUGUCGAACCCGGGCCCAGUGUCUGACAGACAGGACGUUCCGCAUAUUCAUGAAGUUCUAGUCGACCCUACUGGAAGGUUCCUCCUUGCUCCUGACCUAGGUUCCGACCUCGUCCGCAUUUUCCAUAUCAAUCCAACGACCGGCCGCUUAAUGGAGCAGCAGCCCCUGGUUACAUCGCCAGGAUCAGGACCGAGGCAUGGUGCCUUUUGGUUUCCUCAAAUGGCAGGGACAAAUAUAUCAGAGAAUUCCCGGUUCUAUCUAGUGUCGGAGCUCGAUAACUACCUCAGGGGAUACGAUGUGACUUAUUCGCCUAAUGGAACCAUGCUCUUCUCCCAGUUCUAUGAAUGCAAUACGUAUGGGGGAGUCACUCCUCCAGCUGGUUCAACGGCUGCGGAAAUUGCCAUCUCACCCAGUAAUGACCGCCUCCUUGUCUCGAACCGCGGCGACAACACCUUUGGGCAUGGCAACGACUCCAUUGCUAUCUUCUCUCUUCCAGAUUCAAUGGAAGAUGAAAUCUCUUUCCUUGGUUUAUAUCCAGCUUAUGGUUCCUCCCCGCGCCACUUUGAGUUCUCGCCAGAUGGGGAUAUGUUAGCGGUGGCACUGCAGAACAGUCACCAGGUAGCGAUCAUCGGGUGGGAUGCAAAGCGCGGUGCUCCUGGUUCUCUCCUUGCGGAUGUCACACUGGACGGGGAGAUACCUACUGUUGUUUGGGGUUUGGGUUUGGAUGAUGGUAUGUAA
Aspergillus versicolor CBS 583.65 is the source of this 1230-nucleotide messenger RNA. RefSeq lists its product as uncharacterized. The record is from RefSeq and is a predicted model, not a curated record. Gene Ontology annotation, molecular function: protein binding; 6-phosphogluconolactonase activity. The coding region runs from base 31 to 1230 and encodes 399 amino acids. Lineage: Eukaryota; Fungi; Ascomycota; Eurotiomycetes; Eurotiales; Aspergillaceae. The transcript is spliced from 3 exons.